Messenger RNA from Charadrius vociferus (killdeer), 342 nucleotides. RefSeq names its product transmembrane protein 14C-like. Gene Ontology annotation, biological process: regulation of heme biosynthetic process. The record is from RefSeq and is a predicted model, not a curated record. Gene Ontology annotation, cellular component: mitochondrial membrane. The coding region runs from base 1 to 342 and encodes 113 amino acids. NCBI's taxonomy places the organism in Eukaryota, Metazoa, Chordata, Aves, Charadriiformes, Charadriidae. The transcript has 4 exons.
AUGGCUGGUGACUGCCGGCAGAAAUUUUCAGGUGGCACGGUGGUGGUUUGCUAUGUGAGCAGGGAGGCACACUCUAGGAAUGACAAACAACUGGCUGGCAGCGUUCCGUCUCUGGCUGCCGGGCUUCUCUUCGGUGGCUUGGCGGGACUGGGCGCGUACCAGCAGUCCAAAGAUCCGAAGAACGUGUGGCUUUCCCUCGUGGCGUCUGGAACCUUGUCUGCUGUUAUGGGAAUGAGAUUUUACAACUCCAGAAAAGCAAUGCCUGGGAUAAUUGCUGGUGCCAGUUUACUGAUGGUUGGACGGCUUGGACUGCAGAUCAUGGAAAAGCCUCUUAAGCCAUAA